Molecule: messenger RNA, 1267 nt
Organism: Vespula vulgaris
Lineage: Eukaryota; Metazoa; Arthropoda; Insecta; Hymenoptera; Vespidae
Exons: 5
Coding region: 323-916 (197 amino acids)
Source: RefSeq, a predicted model, not a curated record
UUUCUUACUGUUAGUGUUUCCAAGGAGAACAGAAGUCAAGGAUCUCGAAGGUUAGUUAGAUUUUGUCUUCGACGAGUGUUCGACGAAUUGACAUUAAUCCACUUGUACGAAUCCUAUCGCUGCCAAGUGUAGUACAAGUAAUAUAUCAUUCGAAAGAAUCAUAAGGAUCGUUCGAAUUACUCUCUCCGUCCCUCUCUUUCUGUCUUUCUUGAUCGAGAGGAGGUCGCCAUUACGUACACUUUUCUAAUCGGCUAUACGAUUAUUAUCUUACCGAGGGAGGAGAGAGGCUUUAAUUACUGUACGCAUACAAACCUUUACAAAUAUGGUGGCUGAAACGUAUUACAUGCGGAAUCCUUAUCCCGUACCGGAUGUCUCUCGAGAGGGUUGUUGGACGAUCGGUGGACCAGUACUAGGUAAUAAAGUCUUACCUAACUACAAAGAUUGGGAUCUAAGAUUGACUCCUUUCGAACGUCUCUUCGCUCAUCAUACCUUGAAUAGCAUAAGGAAAGAUUGUCGAUUGAUCAGACCGCAGGUACCGAAAGAUUCAUUGGACUUGGCAUUGAACAGUGUUUACGUUCAUAGCAAGGAUACGUUAGUUCCAAAGAUGUAUACAAUCAUGCAACCAGAAACUCUAGGACAAGAGACUUGGCGAGUUCUCAAGAAUGAGAUAAAGGUCAUACCUACGAAGCCAAAAUUACCGGUCGAACAGACGAGAAAGGUAAUCAAAACUGAUAACAUAUUCGAAUCUUCGACGAAGGAAAGGAUUUUGGGUGAAGAAUUAAAAUGUUAUCGCGGCCCGGUUGCUCCGGAUAGGAUACAUCCUAGCAGCGUGAAAUUAGCUAUCGAGGGUCCUCACACGGAUCAAUCGAAUCCCGGCUACAGUCGUAAAAUUGACGGAACUUUUUACAAUAUUUAAAGAUGGAUUUUCGAGAUAUUUGGGCCUAUGUAUAUCUACACACACAUACAUAUACUUAUAUAUAUAUAUAUAUAUAUAUAUAUAUAUAUAUAUAUAUAUCGACAAAUCGUGUUAAGCCCUCUGACCACUUCGUAUUUUCAAGAAUAACCAAUCGGAUUUGCUUCUUUCCACUGAACCCGAGUACACAGAAUGAAAUGUUUGAAGGUCCACAAAUCGAUGCUUUAAAACGCGAUCGAUAAUCUAGAUUAUCUAGGUGUCUUUGCUCUACUGGAAUUAGCCAAACGUAUAGAUAUAAAAUAAAUAUCAUCGUAUAUUAUAAAAUGAAAUUAAACGAAACUGAACGAAACGAAA